GCUCAUUAAAACAGUAUAAAGCCCGAACCCGGUAACGUGCGAAAGGCUCCGUGCAAAAUAUUUGAUUUAUUACAAAGGAUUAUUUAGUUUGGCAUUGCUAUUGUCCGUGACAAGAUCAUUGUCAGAGACAAACAUCAGGACGCGUAUAAAAGCGCGCACGCUCAUUUAUCUCCGGCCAUAGUGCGUUGUAGAGGGGUUCGAAUCAGUGAGCGUACUCAUCUGUCAUGGAGGCCUGGAACAGACCCGCGACUCCCUUGAGCAUCAGCCAAGAAGUGCUACGGAGUGUUCUUUAUGGGAAAUGGUGUAAUGUUUUUGGAGGGCAGAAGGAGUUAACCUUCAAGUCCAGUAUUUUGGAAAAACUAGACUACGCCUCAGACGAAGAAAUUGAGCAAAUGCCAAUACCCGAAAAUCUUAAAAGACUCGAGUCCCCGACAAUGCUGCCAAACAUUAUGAACGAGAACGUGAGAUCCAAACAGCUCUGUGUGGACGCGGAUUCGUACUACAUGGCUUUCGUGUCGCUCCCAGAACAAGUGACGAUAGCGCCGAGCUCGAUUCCCGGCGUGCAGCUAGGAGUGUUUAGUACUUGUUGGAUUAAGGAAGGGACGCAGAUGGGCCCCUACACGGGCAGAAUAGUCAAGCCAGACCAAGUGAACUACGAGAUCGACAAUAAUUUGAUGUGGGAGGUUUUGAAUGAGGAUGGAAGCGUCAGCCAUUUUCUCGACGCGAAAGAAGAAAACCCGAGAAAUUGGAUGGGGUUUGUCAACUGCGCUCGCAACGAACAAGAACAGAAUUUAGAAGUGUUUCAAUACGGCGGGAACAUAUACUACCGGGCUAUCAAGGAUGUCCCACCUGACCAGGAACUCUUAGUAUGGUACGGGGGGACAUAUAUGCAAUUUCUUGGUAUUCCUGGAAUUCCUCCUGUUAAUGACUACCGACGCAGACGAAGAGGGCAGAACGCCGAAGACACACAAUCACCUAUACCUAGAGAGCCCAUUUACAAGUUCACCCCCGAGAAUAAAGGAAAUGUGGUACCAGGACGCUUAAAGUGCACUCUUUGCCGAAGAGGGUUCAACUCAAGAAGCAAUCUCCGAUCUCAUAUGAGAAUUCAUACGAUGGAAAAGCCGUUUCAGUGCAAAUUCUGCAAAAAAUCCUUUAGCCAAUCAUCUACCCUACGCAACCACACGCGCCUUCACACGGGCGAGAAACCAUACAAGUGCACUGUCUGUCAUUUUGCUUACUCGCAAUUGGCCGGAUUGCGCGCUCAUCAAAAGUCGGCGCGUCACAGACCUACAACCGAACUAUCCUUAGAUCAGAAAUCCCAGGACGAUUUUUCCGAGACGCACUCGAGAGAUUCGAGUGGGAUGGAUUCACCAGUGCAUUGUUAAAUGCGUUAUUGAACAAUUAAAAUUCUAGAUAUGAACGCGAGCGCAAAGUUAAUUUUGGGCUGCGGUCAGUUUGGUAAAAAGGGGUGAUUUACCAUGGUUAGAGCCCCAAAAAAUCCAAUCAAAGUUUUGCUGAUUUGAAAUGAGAAAUUGUUUGAAGCAUACGCUUGCAAACAUUACUUGUAUAGAACAAUAUUUUGCUGAUAUAAAAUAAUGUAAAUAGUUUGUACAGUCGCGACAUAUUAAAAGAAAAUACACCGAAA
Messenger RNA from Nematostella vectensis (starlet sea anemone), 1645 nucleotides. RefSeq names its product PR domain zinc finger protein 12. The transcript is spliced from 4 exons. The record is from RefSeq and is a predicted model, not a curated record. Gene Ontology annotation, molecular function: protein binding. Gene Ontology annotation, biological process: neurogenesis. Gene Ontology annotation, cellular component: nucleus. Bases 225 to 1385 code for a protein of 386 amino acids. NCBI's taxonomy places the organism in Eukaryota, Metazoa, Cnidaria, Anthozoa, Actiniaria, Edwardsiidae.